Beauveria bassiana ARSEF 2860 is the source of this 594-nucleotide messenger RNA. Its product is annotated as succinate dehydrogenase cytochrome b subunit. Lineage: Eukaryota; Fungi; Ascomycota; Sordariomycetes; Hypocreales; Cordycipitaceae. Gene Ontology annotation, biological process: tricarboxylic acid cycle; mitochondrial electron transport, succinate to ubiquinone. Bases 1 to 594 code for a protein of 197 amino acids. Gene Ontology annotation, cellular component: membrane. The record is from RefSeq and is a predicted model, not a curated record. Gene Ontology annotation, molecular function: electron transfer activity; succinate dehydrogenase activity. The transcript has 3 exons.
AUGUGCAGUGAUGAGCAGAUGGAGUCAGGCGUCUCCGUCUUGAGGACCAAUGGCUUUCGCGUCGGCCUGAGGCGCGUAAGCAUACCUCUCCAGGUCCCUGCUGCCCACCUCAGCCGGACGUUGAUAUCGACAAAUUCCGAACCAAGAGCAUCUCCGCGAAUCACCAGAGUACCUACGGGCCACCAAGAUGCGGCUCUGCGAAACCAGCGACUGAAGCGGCCCAUCGCGCCUCACCUUGAAAUUUACAAGCUUGACCAAACGUACCUGGGAACAUCUGCCUGGAUGCGCAUCACCGGCUGCACCCUGUCUGGCGUGGCGUAUUUAUAUUUUCUGGGCUAUCUCGUGGCGCCAGUCUUUGGCGGAAACUGGGACAGCGCAGCGCUCGUCUCUGGCUUCCACGCCUUGCCGACAUGGACGCAAACGGGCUUCAAGAUGCUCAUGGUGUUCCCAUUUGCCUUUCAUUCCAUCAAUGGGGUCAAACAGCUUGCGUACGAUGCAGGAUUUCUAUACUCGCGCGCGACCAUUAUAAGGGCAGACCGUUUCUUGUGGAUCAGCAGCUUCCUGACAUCUCUUGCUAUGGUGAAUUGGCUCUAA